CGUUCGUUCGUCCGUCCGUUCGUUCGUUCGUUCGUUCGUUCGUUCGUUCGUUCGUCCGUUCGUCCGUUCGUUCGUUCGUUCGUUCGUUCGUUCGUUCGUUCGUUCGUUCGUUCGUUCGGAAGAACGACCAACGCUGACGUCUCUUAUUCGAGUUAAUCUUCGAAGAGGAAGAAACUCGACGUUUUCCUUAUUAGUUAAGGCAAAGUUUGGAAGAAAUUACGACGUUAAGCAAAGGAAAAUUCACAGCAUGACUCCGCCACGUGGAGAUGCGUGCUAAAGGAUUUACGUUUGGAAGAAAAAGCGAAUAAAUUAUUUAAAAAAGGGAAUAGCGAGAGGAAUAGAAGAAACUGGGAUCGAUUUAGAUCACGAGAUUUUUUCUAAGAAAAGUCCUUUCAUGUAGAGCCUACGGACAAGGAUCGCAAUGAUACACCGUCGACGAUCUCUCUUGUUUCUCGUGCAGACGGUGCUUUUAGCAGUUUGUCACGGGAUUCAGCAGUUCGAAGAAACACCGCAGUACACGGAAGUUAAUCCCGGUCAAGAUGCAAAGUUGAUCUGUCGCGUGCUAGGCAAGAGGGGUCAGUGCAUUUGGCAGAAGGAUCAAAAGCCAAUCGGAAUGCACCUGAAGAAGUACGAGUGGGUGGGCUCACCGGACAUGGGAGACUGCUCGCUUUGGGUCAGGUCAGCCACCUUGGAAUUCGACGAUGGUUUGUGGCAAUGCCAAGUCACUGCCAGUGAUUUCACGACGCAAGACGCUUUAGCAUCGGAUCAAGCUAGGCUGGUUGUCAGGGUCAGCCCUCGGCGACCGCAGAUAGAGUACGACAACCAUCCUAUUUUACCUGGCAGCAACGUGACAGCCCGAGCAGGUGAGAUCGCUACGCUCACUUGCAGAGCGCGGUAUGGGAAUCCUCCGCCUCUAAUUAAAUGGUACGUCGGCGAGACGGAGAUCAGGACGCUGAGGCCUCAGGUAAACUCGACGGAACUAGAUAAUCCCCGUACUUGGGAGACCUACAGUGUUUGCGAGAUUUUGGCGGAGCGGUCACGUUACGGAGCGCCGAUCCGAUGCGUCGCCAUUCAUCCUGCUUACGCCAAUCCCACCAUGUCCUCCAGCACCGAAGUGAGAUUCGACGUUAAAUACGCACCGGAAACACGAUUGGUGGGCGUGCCAAACGGUCAGUUGGAAGAAGGACGAGAUAAAUUAGAAAUAAGGUGUCUGGCCGAUGCAAAUCCACCGGCUUCGAUAAUUUGGAGGCGUACGAAGAGUCUUAGCGUCACCGAUAUCGCCAGCAUCGGGGAGACUCUUUUGUUCUCGCCAGUUUAUAGAAACCAUGCGGCCGAGUACAUCUGCGAAGCAACCAACACUGAGGGUGAAAGUAGCCCUGUCAGGGUACAAGUGUCCGUAAAUUAUCCACCGACUAUCAGCUCGGUCGGCCCGGAAUGGUUGACUACGGCACUGCUUUAUUCCGGUGCAUCGUUCGAGUGUCACGCCGACGCAAUGCCACCGGCUGAAUACAGAUGGGCCCAAAUCUUCCCCGACAAUCGAAUGCCAAUAGAAUGUGGAACCGGUCAAAGAUUGAUCCUCACGAACGUGACUUACGAGCAACAAGGCCAGUACAUAUGUCUAGCCUCGAACAAGAUCAAUGGACACGUCAGGGAGGUUAAAAGCGACCCAGUGUCUUUGCAAGUGGUUGGUGCACCCAGGGUGGUGAAGCCAGCGAUCACGGAGAAGUUCGUCGUAGCAGCGACGGAAGGCAGCCCGGCGAGAUUAGAGAUCAGACUCUGUUCCAAUCCAAAGCCUCGUCUCGUUGCAUGGGAAUGGGGCGACAUCAGACUCUACGCCGGCGAGGUUUUAGAAGCUCGUUAUCGUGCUCUGGAUUUAGAGCCACUGACGUCCGAAGACUGUUACGUAGCGAUUUUGGAACUUACCAGUACGGUUAAGGAGGAUCAAAGACUAUAUCAUGUUAUCGUAGAGAAUGAUCGUGGAAGCGACCGCAGAGCUUUAAUGUUAAGGGUCGACGAACCAGGCCAGAUUCCACUCGUUAUCGGAGCCGUCGCGGGUUUCACCGUGCUCUCGGUAUUGAUAAUGGGAUUCGUUUGUUUCCUACGAUCCGAUAGAUGUUGCACAGCCAGAAAUACAGCUCCGGCGUUGCAGCAAGUACAUUGUACCAAAGCUUCCAACACCCUAAUAGAGGAUCCGCGUUUGACCGUCGAUACGAUGGAACGCACGGGUCAGCAAUUUGUUCCCGAGAAACGAGCCAAUCACGUUCUGAAGCCCGUCCCGUCGCAGCAAUAUCCGCAAGAGUGCUACCAGCACGAUCCGCAACAUCCUCAACAACAUUAUGAGAGGCAUCGCCAUCACAUGCAACCACAUGGACCACAGUACUUACAGAGAAUCUUCGAUAAUACGACGCACUUUUUCCAUCCACUUCACCCAACCCCGAACCUUGAGUAUGACGCACCAGCAAGCGUAGUCCAUCAGCAUUGUUACCAUGAUUCUUAAUAAGCAAAUGAAAAUAAUAGUUUAUAUCAUAGAGGAUCGAUCGUUGGUAUCAUCGUCUGUUAGCUAAUGAAAAUAGUAGCGGUGAGGAAUUCGCAGAGCGUUCUCAUCGAGUGCAUCGUAUGAAUAUUAUAAAGUAGCAUCGUGUAAUGCGUACGAGGCAGCAUUAAGAAAGCUUUAAUCUCGUGUAAGUGCGUAUAUCUGUGUGUGUGUGUGUGUGUGUAUGUGUGUGUGUGUGUGUGUGUGGUCUUGAAAGUUUAUCAUGAAAAAAUGUCCUUCGAUAGAGGCAUAAUCGCAACCACACACGCGUGUACGCGCACGUAUCACGCAAGUGCUUGUGCAUUGGCAUUUUUCAUCGAAGAAAAAUUCUUUAUAUCAUAUCCGAUAUGAUAUCAUCGAUCCUAUCCGACACGUUCGUACGUAGAAAGCAAGGAACGAAAGAUAACGUUCAAUUGGUAGCGAUCUUACGCACACAAACUUACAUAUAUAUUUACAUAUGUAUAAUAUAUAAAUGCCUGACGCGAAAUUCGCGCGAGCGAAUCGUUGGCUCGUUUUUAAUCACCGAAAAGACCGAGCUUAAUGAACCGUAGAAAAGUAUUUCUCCUGCCUGUGUACAUACAUAAAUAUAUGCACACGCACACGCAAACAGACAUAUACAAAUGCUGCACUAUGCGUCCUUAACUAAGUUGCAUCGUUUCCACACCUAUCUCUUUCCACACUUCUCUCUGAGAUAAACAUUGUGCAGGGGGAGCAGCUGUUUCUCAAACCAGAUCGCUUAGCGACGUUGAAGCAUCCUAGCAAGAUCGAGAAGCCGCCGCAGUAUACCACGUUCAAGCCGGGUAACUGAAGAUAUCUUAAUGCGUGCGUCUCUCUCUCUCUUUUUUUUUAUUUAUAAACGCGUGAAGAAAGCGCUCACGUAGCAAAGAAGAAAAGAACGAGAGGCGAAGAAAGAGGAAGAGAGAGAGAGAGAGAGAGAGAGAGAGAGAAAGAGAAAUAUCAAAUUACUAUUUAUAUUGUUGUUAUCAUUAUUAUUAUCAUUAUUAUUAUUAUUAUUAUUAUUAUUAUUAUUAUUAUUAUUAUUAUGAUUAUUAUUAUUAUAUUUGUAUAUGUAAGUAUAUAUCAUGUCUUUCAAAGUGCGAAAUGCUUUCUCACGUACCUCCAAUGAAAUCAAAUGUAAUUGUAAGUUCGUACAAACAUUUAAAAAGGUUUGACGGAUAGGGAAAAUCAAAGAAUAUUCAUAAAAAUUCGCUCAUAUAUUUUAUUCGAGGAAAAAUCAAAACGAGGAAAGUUUGAUUAUCGUGUGUUCGAUAACGAAGCUCGGAGGAAAGUAUGUUGUACGAGUGACAAGGUUACAAUUAUUUUCCCUUUAUCUCAUAUUUAUCGAAAAAUUGUUUGAGUUAUCGACUGCCUCUCCGAUAUCGUCGUAGUCACUUACUUAUUCGAGUACGUAAUUAAAAGCUGCAUUUCGUUACAUUGGCAGAACUUUUCAUUUAGAUUGAAAAGUUUGCGUGUUCCGUUGGAAAGAGGGGUAUCUAUUGUGUAAUAUUAAAACGAAUUUACCUCUCUCUCUCUCUCUCUCUCUCUCUCUCGCGUAGACUUGGGUAUUCGAUUGAUCAUCAUCGUAAUAAAGCGAAAUAUUCGAAGGCAAAUUACUGACGUUGCGGAAUGUUUUGUUGAGUCAUUUAUCGAAUAUUUUAUUGUUGCAUAAGACGCCAUAGAAGAAUUCGAAUGCCCGUCUACGAAAGUUCAUAGUUAAUCUGUCGCUAAUUAAUCUGUCGGAAACAUCUCGCUGCCGGGUAUAUACUAAUAUUAUAUAACGAAAUGACUGAGUUUUGGAGUGAACCAAGUGGAAAAAAAAAAGAUACGAGGAAUGUUGUUUCGGAAUGGUCGAGAAUCUAACUCACGAAAGUAAUUGAGUUUAUGACAAAGUCGGGAGUGGGAAGAGAGAAGUCGGUAAAGUUCUAAAACGAACUGGUUGGUUCAAUCCGAUUUCUUCGAACGAACAGAGUAUAGAAAUUUAUCUUGUAAACGCUUACGACGUAUUGUUAAUAAAACAAUGAUUUUUUUUUAUCGGUUACUAUUUUUAUCGAUAUAUUGUAUCAGUAGAAAGGAAGAUCGUGUUUUUAGUAUCGAUCGUAUAACGAGAAUAUGCGUAACGUGGGUGUGUGUGUGUGUGUGUGUGUGCGUGCGCGCACGCUCGUCCGAACGUGUGUGUUCCCGCGUGUGUAUGUGUGCGCGCGUGUGUAUCUGUACGUACGAGAAUGCAAGUGCGCGCGAGAACGAGGAACAAUGUGUUUCGUACUAUAUAAUAAACAUAAUGUACAGACCGUUGUCCAUAUCACAAAGUCUGCGCUUAUUAACACAAAAGAAAUACUUGUAUAUUUAAUUUCGACCGCUGGCGAUGUCACGACAGGUAUACGAACUUAAGGAACCGAUUUCCCAACUUGACAGAAAUAAAUCAAACUAUUAACACCCAU
Vespa mandarinia (Asian giant hornet) is the source of this 4971-nucleotide messenger RNA. RefSeq names its product kin of IRRE-like protein 3. Gene Ontology annotation, biological process: cell-cell adhesion. Lineage: Eukaryota; Metazoa; Arthropoda; Insecta; Hymenoptera; Vespidae. The record is from RefSeq and is a predicted model, not a curated record. Gene Ontology annotation, molecular function: cell adhesion molecule binding. Gene Ontology annotation, cellular component: cell-cell junction; plasma membrane.